Hyalella azteca is the source of this 4627-nucleotide messenger RNA. Its product is annotated as protein timeless homolog. Gene Ontology annotation, molecular function: DNA binding. NCBI's taxonomy places the organism in Eukaryota, Metazoa, Arthropoda, Malacostraca, Amphipoda, Hyalellidae. The record is from RefSeq and is a predicted model, not a curated record. Gene Ontology annotation, cellular component: replication fork protection complex. Bases 95 to 4078 code for a protein of 1327 amino acids. The transcript is spliced from 4 exons. Gene Ontology annotation, biological process: DNA replication checkpoint signaling; DNA repair; replication fork arrest.
AGAUUUUAAGUUUCUAGUUUUAGCAUUUCUUAGUUGCUUUUAUUGUUUUGACACAAGUCUUUUUACACUACAUUUGCAUGCAAUAUAAACUGCAAUGAGUGAAGCCAUUCUUGAGGCAGAGCUAGUAGCUGCCUGUUCAUCUCUAGGCUACAGUGAUGGAGACAAAUACAUUCGUGACCCUGAAUGUGUUGAAAUUAUCAGAGAUCUGCUUAGAUAUCUUCGUCGUGAUGACAGUAGCCACCAAAUUCGUCUUGCGCUCGGUGAGACCCGGGUGCUUCAGACAGAUCUGUUACCACUCCUUCGUGAGCACCAUAGUGAUGGUGUCCUGCUGGACCUGGUGCUGCGUCUCCUGGUUAACCUCACCACUCCUGCUCUCCUGGUUUUUCAUCAGGAAAUCCCUGAAGACAAGUCUGGGCGACAAAUGUAUCUCAGACUUGUGACUCAGCAACAAGGCUUUAAGGAGGCGUUCACGGACGCGGGUGUGUGGGCGGGCAUAUCUGAAAUCUUGAGGACGAGGCUGGAGCAAGGAGCAGACCGCGAUGAUGACGCUAACCUUGUAGUCGAGAUGGCGCUUGUGCUGCUACGUAAUGUGCUGGCCGUUGCCCCCGGCAGGCAUGACACCACGCGUACUGCUGAUGAUGCAGACUUACACGACCAGGUUUAUGGUAAUUANCUGGUACGGACCCGGGAGGCUGAAAAGGCGCGACGCCAACAACAGACCCGCAAGCACUACAACGCUCGACACUCCCGCUUCGGAGGCACCUUCUGCAUCCAAAACAUGAAGAGCAUCAGUGACCGCGACGUGAUUGCGCAUAAGCCCUUGGCCGAUGUCUGUGCCUUGGAUUUUGAUCAAAACAAAAGAGGCAAAAAGAUCCCGAAAAAUCGUGCUCCCUUGCCCGAUUCAUCAACUACGAGGCGGUCUACUCUGGCAAUCCGACUUUUCCUGCAGGAAUUUUGUGUGGAGUUUCUGAACGGUGCAUAUAAUAACCUGAUGAGCAUAGUCAAGGAUAACUUGAAUAGAGCUCGUGUGCAAGAACAUGAUGAGUCGUACUAUUUGUGGGCUAUGAAGUUCUUCAUGGAGUUCAACCGACAUCAUGAGUUUAAAGUUGAACUCGUGAGCGAAACAUUGAGUAUUCAGUCUGUGCAUUAUAUUCAGACGAAUAUCGAGACGUAUCACGAAAUGAUGACCACCGAGAAAAAGAAAAUCCCGCUGUGGAGCCGCCGUAUGCACAACGGUCUCAGGGCCUAUCAGGAGACCAUGAUGACGUUGGCCUCAAUGGACAAAUCAAACGAUCAAUCAGUUAGAGAUUCUUCAUUGGCUCUCAAGAGCAAGAUGUUCUACGUCGUCGAAUAUCGCGAAUUGCCGCUUGUACUCUUACUGAAUUAUGACCCUUCCAAAAUGAGUAGAGCUUACCUCAAAGAUCUUGUUGAAACAACUCAUGUUUUUCUAAAGCUGCUAGAGGGCAUGUGCAAGAAAACCAAGCACCUUUUAGUUCAGCUACCUCAGCGAAAGAAGAGCAGCCAUAAAAGGAAACCAGAGAAAAAGGCCGGUCUGCCUCCGACUCCAGAAAAGCUAGAGGAAAUCUGGAGUUCGUUGGCUGAUGAGCUCUCGUCCGUUAUACGUGGUGAAGCUGGCGAGUUGCCUGUAAUGGUUCCCUUUGAUGCCGUGUCUGAACUUUCAGAAGACGAGCAAAAGGAGAAAGCCAUGCGUAAAACCAAUGCUUUGCUGCGUGAUAGAGAACUGGGCAAAGCUGUUGCACUUUUCAGAGCCUCGAGGGAAGUGUGGCCGGAAGGAGACGUAUUUGGUGAGAAAGAUAUCGACGCCGCCGGCGAACUUGCGUGUUUGAGAGAAGUCUUCAUGGCGGAUCUAAAUCCCACCCCUCAAACCGAAACUCCAGAAGUUCCAGAGGAGGAGGUGGAAGAUGACGACGACGACGAAGAAGAAAGGGAAGAAGUUCAUGCUGUCGAGGAGUCUGCUCAUAUGAGUGAAAGAGAGUUGGACUUCCCGGCUUUUGUGAGAAGAUUUGCACACCCUAAAAUCCUGCAGUCUUACACAUGGCUAUUUAAAAGUUAUUCGAGUAACAGCGACCACACAAACCGCUGCAUCAUCAAAUUAUUUCACCGCAUUGCAUGGGACGCAAAACUACCAGCUGUACUUUUCCAGGCUUCAAUUUUUGUCAUUCUUCACGAGGCCAUGACGGACCCAGCUCGAAAAACGAGUGAAAUAAUCUCUGAAAUCGCGAAGUUAGGCAAGUACAUCGUGCGACAGUUCUUCACAAUAGCUGAAACCAAUCCAAAAGUUUUCAUGGAGAUUCUUUUCUGGAAAACUUACAAAGAGGCUGUCGACAUAGAGUGUGGAUACGAUGGGCCAUCGACAUCUAAGGCUGUUAAAAGUCUUUGGAGUGAAGAGGAAGAAGACGAACUAACACGCCUGUAUAACGAAUUCAAAGAUAACGAAUACGAUGCUGACGAUCCAAAAGACAUUGCUGAUCGCAUCGUUCAAAGCUUGAUCAGACAAGACCGGUCUAGGCGCAUGGUUAUUAAGAAACUUAAAGACAUGGGCCUGAUUGCAAGUUUAAAGGAACUGAGGAAGAAGCCAACUCGCGUGAUGGCUAACCAGUGGACGGACGUGGAACUGGACGAGCUCAAAGUUCUUUAUGAGGAGCAUAAGGAUGCCAUGGACCCAAUGUCUAGAAUAUUGGACUUCAUGGUAAACCGCAAACCUAAGCAUCGCGUGAUCGAAAAACUAUUGGAAUUAGGUUUAAUCGAUGAUAAGAAAGAAGUGAGACGGAAGAGGAUUCCUAAGGCGAAACAGAAUAAAUCAAGAGGAAAAAACAGCGGAGAGCAGUUCUUGAAAGCCAAUCGCGAUUCGGACGAUGGCGCCGAUUCAGAAGUCGUCGAUGACUCUGAUGGAUCAUCCUCUGAAGAUGAUGAACAAGAACUUACUGGGACUGUCCGUUCAAAAUCCACAAAUGCUGUACCUGUUGUUACUCCUCAUCUCGUGUCUGUCGCGCUUAAAAAAGUUUUUGACUCGGGGUACCGAGAGGCUGUCUCAUGGCUUGUCGAAUUACUUCAAGAAGUCGCCGACGAUCGGGAGUCUGACGGCGAUUUCUCCCCUAUUCCGAUCCUUGCCGUGUCCGAUGAGCAGUCGAAAGCAAUCGAUGAUGAUUGCUUCCAGUCGCUUCUGAAAAUUAUUGGGAUCCAGCCGCCUCAAAAUCACGAGGAAAUGUUCUGGCGAGUGCCUGAGAAAUUGUCAGUCGAAGGUCUCAGAAAAAGAGUGCAGUAUUUGUCGCAAGGACUUGAAGGAAAACUUCCGUCUCCUACUGACCGUGAUGAGGGAGACUCUUCUGUAACAGAAUCGUUCAGAAAUAAUGAAGUUUUGGAAACGCCACUUGAAAGUUCUUGUCCGGAACAAACUGAAGACGGAUCAGACGUCAACGAAGAAAAAGAAAAUCGCGGUAAUUCCCCACUCAUCGGACAUGAUUCAAAUUCAGAAUUGAAUUCUGAUUCGUCAUUAGUUUCGCCGCAUCUCAAAUCUAAGAAAAUAACUAAACGGCGCCAAAAACUUGAUUCGGAUACUUUCAACGAUCUUGUUUCUAAAGCUGCUCCUAAAAAUGUGAAGAAACGCAGAAUACUGAUGGAGCAGAGCGACAACGAAGACGAUGACAAUUUGUAUACGUCUGACCGAAAUAAAUCUCCCAAAACAAGCGAAAAACGUUCGCAAGUCGAGUCAGAUACAUUUGAUGCCUUGCUAAAUUCUCAGCACAAAGCUGGGGCGUCGAAAAAACGUAGAAUACUAAUCGACCAGACCGACGAUGAAGCGAGCAACGACUCACAGGAAAGUUCGACUUCAGCUGCCGUCGGUGCUCACGAUGCGGUAGACGAUAGCCAAAAUUCCAGGAAAAGAGCGCGGAUCUUGGACUCUGAUGAUGACGAAGCGUCCGACGAUUACACCAAAAUGCGCAAGUUGGAACCCACGCGCGGUGUGAAUGAGACCGAUCAGGAUAGCGACGAUGACCAGGUGCCUAUAGUUCGUCACAGGACCAAGGCUGUAAUUGACAGCGAUGAUGAAAAUUAGUAAUACCGUUUGCGUUCCUCUAUUUUUAAAUUCCUGCCCGUAGAUUUUACAGCGUUUGUAUUCUAAUGGAAACUAUGGUGUGAAAUGCCGUUUUUUAUUAUGUCUUUUAAAUUACUAACGGAAUUUCUUAUGAUUUUUUCAUUGGUUAGCUAUAGGUAUGUCACGUUUCGUGAAUUUUGAAGAUCAUACAGAUGAAUUUGUUGCUGGGUUGUUCCGGUUUAGUUUCAUUUGACGCUUUAAAGUAAAAUUUUUAUGCCAAAGAGGUUUCAAAACAUUUUAUUUCUUAUCCUCGUUUAAUUUUUUUCUAAAAUUGUUAUGGGUGCCCUAACAUUUUUUACUCGCAUGGUACCGAAGUAUUUUUUUCAAUUGCUUUGAUAGUCGUUAUCGUGCAUUCUGUUAAAGGAUCAAUUUUGUAACAAUAUGCUUGAUAUUAUUCAAUAAGUGUCAAGAGGUGCUUUUUCGACCAAGUUCUAUUCCUGCUUUAACCAACCGUGGAGUGUGGAAGUUGUUAUAUUAAACUAUAUUCAAUUUAUUCUUCUCUUAUCAUAC